AUGCGCUCCUCUCUCCUCCUGAAGUCCUCCUCUCUCCUGCUAAGCCUCUUGCGACUUGCAUCGGCUCAGAGCAUUGUUCCGACGUCGUCCUCCGCCCAAUUCCCUAGCUGCGCACUCAGUUGCACGGUCCUGCUCCAGGCGCAGACUGCUUGUGUGCCCCCGCUCGUGCCAGUCACAAAUCAGAUCACCUACGAAAAUUGCUUCUGUCAGAGCAGCCUUCUACAGGCAUUGUAUAGUACUCCAGACGCCAUCUGCACUGCCGAGUGCACGAGCGAGUCUGAUCGAACGCUAUUGCAAACAUGGUUCACAAAUUUUUGUCAACAGGUUGGUCGCGGUAUCGAUCCAUUGGCGAGCACGACUUCCGUUCUCCAGCCGAGUUCUACAGCCGUGGUAACCAUCACGAGCUACUCUACACCUCCAGCCGCUACAAACACAGGGACGGGCAGCGCAUCCGGACCGGCUCCCCAUUCGCACCAAUCCUGGAUCGAUGGUCAUUGGCGGUGGAUCCUCAUGAUUGGGGUCCUUGCAGUGGGGUUCGGACUUCUCACGUGGCUAGCAAUCUGGUUCAAGCGGCGACAUAAUAGGAAGAUUGAGGAACGAAGAGCGGCCGCCUCGGGGUUCCCUACAGCUGACGAGCAGAGAGGAGGAGCUCGUUCGGCAACUCCAGAUCUCUGGGGUCCGCAUCAGCACAUGCAUUAUACGAAAGGCUGGGAAUAUCACAAUGACCCAGCCGUUAUGGGAGGCGGCGUGCUCGCGUCUUCCUCCAGCAGACGUGACAGAAAAUCCAAGAGAGCCUCCUCCCAAGGGAAACACCGGGAUCUUCCUGAAAUGGCCGAACUCGGUGGCGGCAGACCGCCGGCUUCAAGGCAGCACUCAUCAUCCAAAGGCAAAGCCAGGGCGACAGAUGAAAUCAUGCCAGUUGAGUCCGAAACAAGGCAUGCGGACCGAAGCCGUAGCAGGAGCCAAAGGCGGAGAAAUCUGGAUAGUGACCCGGAAAGAAGCCAAGUCGACUCGGAGCACCAAAGACGACUCCGCGAGGUCAGGGGCAGUCGGCGAAAGAAGGAUGCCGACCAGACAUGA
Messenger RNA from Cladophialophora bantiana CBS 173.52, 1080 nucleotides. RefSeq lists its product as uncharacterized. Bases 1 to 1080 code for a protein of 359 amino acids. Lineage: Eukaryota; Fungi; Ascomycota; Eurotiomycetes; Chaetothyriales; Herpotrichiellaceae. The transcript has 3 exons. The record is from RefSeq and is a predicted model, not a curated record.